Messenger RNA from Haliaeetus leucocephalus (bald eagle), 1656 nucleotides. RefSeq names its product tubby like protein 1 (gene TULP1). Bases 1 to 1656 code for a protein of 551 amino acids. Lineage: Eukaryota; Metazoa; Chordata; Aves; Accipitriformes; Accipitridae. Gene Ontology annotation, biological process: protein localization to cilium. Gene Ontology annotation, molecular function: actin filament binding. The record is from RefSeq and is a predicted model, not a curated record. The transcript has 14 exons. Gene Ontology annotation, cellular component: cilium.
AUGCCGCUGCAGACCGAGAUCCUGCGGGAGGUCUGGGCUGCUGACAGCCCCAGUGAGGAGCCGGGGAGCCCCCAGCAGCACAAGCCCAAGCAGAAGCUGAAGAAGAAGCGGCAGGAGCCUGUGCCGGAGCCUGAGGCGAAGCCCCGGCGGCUGCGGGUGAAGAAGCUGGGUGAGGCGGGGGCUGCAGAGGACCCCGGUGCCCCGGCACAGGGGGUGAAGAAGCUGAGGAAGAAGAAGGAGGAGAAGGAGGAGGAGAGCGACAAGGACCCCUACUCCAAAGUCACCCGGGAGCCUCGGAAAAAGAAGGAGAGCCCGGCCGCCCGCUCCCGCGUGGCCAAGGGCCCCAAGAAGCAGCAAGAGCCAGCUGAGGACUCGGAGGAUGAAGAGGAGGAAGAGGAGGUGGAGAAUAAAGACCCGCCAAAAAAGCUCAAGAAGAAGCUGCCCAAAGAGCCCCCCUCGGGUGAGAGCCGGGAGAAGAAGCUGAAGCCGAAGGGAGACAGGAGCGACCCUGACAACAAAGCCAAAUCUGCCAAAAGCACCAAGAAGGAGCCCAUGUCCGUGUUCCAGGUGAACGGAGAGAAGAAGGAGAAGAAAAGCAAGAAGAAAGUGUCCCCUGUGUCCCCCCCAGCCGCCACUGGCAGCGAUGAGGAGGAUGAUUCCGACUCCAGCACCAAACCCAUCAGGUCAGAGAAGAAGAAAAACCCGGCAUCUCUCUUCCAGACUGGUGGGGACCCCCCCAGGGAGAAGAAAACCAAAAAGAAAGCUCCUCCCAAAGCAGCCGAGAGCGAGGAGGAGACCCCAGAGACCCCACAGAAAAACUCCAACAAGAAGGGGAAAGGGAAGAAAUCAAAGAAGACAAAGGAGGAAAGGCCCCCGUCGCCUGUCAUCGAGGUGGACAACCUGGAGGAGUUUGUGCUGCGGCCGGCGCCGCAGGGGGUGACCAUCAAGUGCCGGGUGACGCGGGACAAGAAGGGGAUGGAUCGAGGGCUUUACCCCACCUAUUACCUCCACUUGGAUAACGACAAGAAGGUGUUCCUCCUCGCCGGGAGGAAGCGUAAGAAGAGCAAAACCUCCAACUACCUCAUCUCCAUCGACCCCACCGACCUGUCACGGGGGGGAGAGAACUUCAUCGGGAAGCUGAGAUCCAACCUGAUGGGUACAAAGUUCACGGUGUUCGACAACGGCGCGAACCCUGACAGGGCCAACGCUGACUGGUCCAACGUGCGGCAGGAGCUCUCGGCCGUGGUCUACGAGACCAACGUUUUAGGGUUCAAAGGCCCCCGGAAGAUGACGGUCAUCAUCCCCGGGAUGAAUGCCGACAGUGAGAGGGUGCCCAUCCGGCCCCGAAAUGAUAAUGACGGCCUCCUGAUGCGAUGGCAGAACAAAAACAUGGACAACGUGAUUGAGCUACACAACAAGGCGCCGGUGUGGAACGACGAGACCCAGUCCUACGUCCUCAAUUUCCACGGCCGGGUCACCCACGCCUCCGUCAAAAACUUCCAGAUCGUGCACGGCAGCGACCCCGACUACAUCGUGAUGCAGUUCGGGCGCGUGGCGGACGACGCUUUCACCAUGGACUACAACUACCCGCUCUGUGCCGUGCAGGCCUUCGCCAUCGCCCUCUCCAGCUUCGACGGGAAGCUGGCCUGCGAGUAG